CUUUCCCGGAGGAUUAAAUCCCCAGAGCCAACCCAGCCAGCCACACACGCACACACACACACACACUCCCUCCCUCUCAGCCGCCACCAGAACGCUAGGCUCUCCGAAGGGGAGGGGGAAACCCCCCCCAAACCCAAGCAUGUAAGGCGCCGACGACAGGAGCCGUCGAGCCCAGCCCCGGAGCAGCCGCAGCAGCAACAUGGCGCUGCCAAAGAGGAGCCGGCGGGAAGCUGGAAGGCGCUUGCCGGGGUUUUGAACUCCUUUCCGAGCGAGGCGGGAGUAGCAGGAGGUCUCCCGCAUCUACCUGCCCCCCCCUUCCGACUUCUGCCGGUGGGCAGGGCGUCAGACCGCGCGGGCAGCCCCGAUUUCUCCGACCUCUGAGAUCGGCAAACUUUUCUCGCCCACUGGAGACAGGGACUGGACUCGCUGGGAAGCGGGACUCGCGACACAGAAUAGGACGCAGCGUCCGCGGGGGCGGCGGCGGCGGCGGCGGCACGGCGACGACUUCCCUGGAGCGGAGAGACUCAGAUUAUAAACAUAUGUGAAGAAAGACCUCUGCUCUAAGGCGACGUCAUGCUUUCUGCAACUCCCCUGUAUGGCAAUGUUCAUAGCUGGAUGAGCAAUGAGAGGGUCCGCAUGUGUGGCAUUAAUGAAGACAGGAAAAUCCCAGUUAAUGAUGGAGAUGCUUCAAAAAGCAGGCUGGAAUUAAGGGAAGAAAAUCACCUGAACCACAGUGUGGUGGAUGCAACGGCGGUUCAUCGCAUUGACAGUCUUGCAGCUCUGAGCAUGGACCGGUCUGGACUUAUGCGGGAAGGGCUUAGAGUCCCCAGUAGUAUUGUCUAUUCCAGUUUAUGUGGACUUGGCUCAGAAAAGCCUCGAGAUACUACGAGUGCUAUUGCUGGCCUUGGAUUCACUCCUGAAAGAAAUCCAGAGCUACAGUUCAAGGCUAAUCCCACCGAAACAAUUGAAAAUGUAGCUGGAAAGCCUCCAAAUGGCUUCAGUGCUAUGUACAAAACACCACCUGGAAUACAAAAGAAUUCUGUUCCAACUGGGGAGUCCUUAGGCUUGGACAGAAGCUCAGGCGACAAACAGAGUCCUCUUAACCUCAAUGGUGCUAGUUACCUAAGGUUACCCUGGGUAAAUCCUUACAUGGACGGUGCUAUUUAUCCUUUUCUUGACUCACCAAAUAAGUAUUCAUUGAACAUGUACAAGGCCUUGCUACCUCAGCAGUCCAAUUACAGUUUGCCGCAGCAUCUGACUUACUCACCUGUAUGUACAAAUGGUGAACGUUUUUUAUACUUGCCGCCUUCCCAUUACGUCGCUCCCCACAUUCCGUCCUCGUUGGCUUCCCCAAUGAGGAUCUCAGCUGCAUCAGCAUCUUCUGCACUUCCUCCUCUAGGACACUGUCAAGAUAAAAGCUUGUCUUGGAAGUUGGGAGUCAGUCCUGGGAAUACUGUGGACUCUCAUGCCUAUCCGCAUAUCCAGAACACCAAACCACCCAGAGUCCCAUCUGCUAAGCCGGUGACUAGCAAUAUGCCAACAGACCCUGGUGUUCUGCUGUCACAUUCACCAAGACCAUCACCUAGAGCCCAUCUCCCACCACAGGUUGGAGAUGCUUAUUCAGAGUUCCACAAACAUUUUUCCAGAAUUUCAACAUCGCCUUCCUCAGUUGCUCUCCCAAAGCCAUACAUGAAUGUAAGCAGUGAUUUUCCAAGAGUCUCUAGUGGAAAAGCUCCCAAAACGCAUGAGGCAGGGGAGAUUUCUCAGCAGCCAACAAUGCAUGCAAGGAAAACAGGUCAUGACAGGAAGGAGAGCAGGUCUCCUCCGUUAUUAGAGAAACAACAAACUGUUACCAAAGAUACGAUUGACAAACCACUGGAUUUGUCCUCAAAAGUUGUUGAUGUGGAGACAACCAAACCUGACCAUGUUAAGAAAAUGGCACCAACACUGUUAGUUCAUAGCCAGGCUGGAAGUGGGUUAGUUUUACCGGGAGGUGAUCUUCCAAAAGAAACCAUUUCUCCUGGAAAUGCUUGUCCUAUCUACAGACCUGAGAUAAUUAGCACUGCACCUUCCUCUUGGGUUGUUCCUGGUCCAGGUCCCAGUGAAGAGAAUGCUGGUAAAAAUGUACAGUUGAAAAACAAGGCAUUAGACUGGGUGACACCACAGCAGCGAAGUUCCUCUUGCCCUAGGAUGGGAGGCACUGAAGCAGUCAUUAGUAACAUUUCAGGGUCUGUAUCAAGUGGAGGUCGGCCAGCAUCUGCUUCUCCAGCUCCGAAUGCCAACGCGGAUUGCCCUAAGACUAACAACUCUGUGGAAACCACUGCAUCUGUCAUACAGCAUAUAGGACAACCUUCAGCACUUUCCUCUUCAAAGCACAGUAACAAGACAGCUAAAUGCAAUAAUCAUGAGCCUAUCUUCAAAGCAAAUGAGAGUACCCUUGCACCGAGUUCCUUAUUCUUCCCUCCAAAUGAUACAUUCCGAUCUCCGCCAUUGCCCUAUCCAAGAAGUUAUCUGCCAUACCCAGUUCCAGAAGGUUUGGCUAUAGGUCCUUUGUCUCUUCAUGGAAAAGGACCUGUGUAUCCUCAUCCAGUUCUGUUACCCAAUGGCAGUCUUUUCCCUGGGCAUCUGGCACCCAAGCCUACAAUUCCAUACAGCCUGCCAACUACCAGAGGUGAGUUUAUGACCUAUCAGGAUGCAUUAGGUAUGGGGAUGGUACAUCCAAUGUUGUUACCACAUGCAACUUUGGAACUAAAAGAUGAAAAAUCAGAAAGGAGAUCUAGGUCACAUGAAAGACUCCGUUAUGAGGACCCUCCUUUAAGAAACAGAUUGCCAGAGAUACUGGAAAACAGCACAAAGCUACCAUUCGAAGUACCUGCUACAGACAGAAAUGUGAAAUCACACCAAAGUUCAGGUCAUAGUAAAAAUACUCCCAAAAGUGACAAGCAUCCCUUUGCAGAACUGAGAGAAGAUCAAGAGGUGAAGGGUGAAGCAAACCUGUCAAAACCUAAUUUUCCUAUUGAAAGCAGUAAUCAGACGAAUGAUCCCAUAAAGCACAAAGUGGAACAAACUUUUCAGCAUAGAGAUUUUAUUGUAAUGAGAGACGAAUGUGGGAAGAACAACUUCCAUGAAGUUUACAACUUUAAACAAGCCCAGAGCCCACACCCACUGAUGUUCAACAUAAGAAAAGAGGAUCUUUCAGUAAGCCAAAACAGAGAGAGGUUGCCAGUUCCUCCUUCCUCUGUGUUCAUGGAGACUGCCCAUGGGAACGAUGGCCUGCCCAUGGCUUUUUGCAAAACGCCCGAUGAGGCUAAACAGCUCUGUAUGGGAAAUGCACAGCCAAGAAUCGAAAUCAGUCCGGCGUAUGCUAAAGAUGGGACUGAGGGAACAGAUUCAAAUGAUGGCAAACUCUUGAAACCUAAGCCAUCGAAACUGGCAAAGAGAAUUGCAAACUCUGCUGGUUAUGUAGGUGAUCGAUUCAAGUGUGUUACGACUGAGCUGUAUGCAGAUUCUAGCCAACUGAGUCGAGAACAGCGAGCUCUGCAGAUGGAAGGAUUACAAGAGGACAGUAUUUUAUGUCUACCUGCUGCUUACUGUGAGCGUGCAAUGAUGCGCUUCUCAGAGUUGGAGAUGAAAGAGAGAGAAGGCCACAUAGCAACCAAAGACCUGGAGGUCUGCAGAUUCAGCCAAGCAGACUGGGAAAACUUGAAAGGAAAGAAUGAAAAGAAGCCCAAGUCUAUCACUUUGGAUGAUGCCAUUGCUGGGCAAAAUGACAAUGACAGAUGUGAUUUCCUUAGUUCAGAGAGUGCCCCAAACCACAAUGUUCAAGUUCCUGAGGAGAGUGUUCCUCCAGCAGACAGUUGUUUGGAGAGACUUGUUGUCUAUGAAAGGGCAAGUGACCAGCCAACAGAAGAGGUCAACCAGGCGCCAUGUCCACAUCUGGACAGAAAGCGUAAACAUUCUGGCGAGAAAAUGCAGAAUGAUGGAAAUCUUAAAGAAAAUUUUGUAGAGGAACUGGAAGAAGAAUUUGCAUCAAAAACUAAAAAGCGGAAGAACUCCAAAGAUGACUGGCCUGAGAGGGAAAUGACAAACAGUUCCUCUAACCACUUAGAAGAGCCCAAUUGUAAUGAGGUGACCAACCUGAAGGUGUGCAUUGAAUUAACAGGGCUCCAUCCCAAAAAGCAGCGUCACCUGCAGCAUCUUAGGGAACUAUGGGAGCAGCAGGUGUCACCAGAGAGAUCCCCACCCGGCAAGUUGGGCCGGCAAAGCAGGAAAGAUUUAGCUGAGGCUGUUCAGCCAGAGGCCACUGCAAAGGUCAAAGACUGCACAGAAGAAAGGCACACCAAGAAAAGGUCAGAGGUCAAAAGCAAUAGAAGUUGGUCUGAAGAGUCCCUCAAAGCAAGUGACAAUGAACAAGGUAUCCCUCUAUUCCCAGCUUCUCCACAUGUGAAGAACCUUCCAGCCCCAAAUAUAAACAGCAAAAGGCAAACCCAGCCAAGCUGUACUCCAGCUUCAAGGUUGGCUGCCAAGCAGCAGAAAAUUAAAGAAAACUGGAAGGCAGAUGUGCUGUGCACAGAUGAAGAGGAAGAUUUCCAAGUUGCAUCCCUGCUACAGAAGCACAGCGAGUGUGAGAAGCCACCAGGGAAACGUCAGUGUAAAACAAAACAUUUGGCCCUGCAGGAGAGGCGAAGGAGGUCGUCGCUCACUGUGGAUGACAUCACAGACAUAGAAAGCACUGAGGAGAAGCCCUCACAGCUGCAGAUUGCAAGCCCCACUCAGGAGACUACCCCAAGUCGUCCCAUGCCGCCAGAAGCCCGAAGGCUUAUUGUCAAUAAGAAUGCUGGAGAAACUCUUCUGCAAAGGGCAGCUCGACUGGGAUACGAGGAAGUGGUUCUGUAUUGUUUGGAAAACAAAGUCUGUGAUGUAAAUCAUCGUGACAAUGCUGGUUAUUGUGCCCUGCAUGAGGCCUGUGCCAGAGGCUGGCUGAGCAUUGUGAGACAUCUCCUAGAAUAUGGAGCGGACGUUAACUGCAGCGCUCAGGAUGGAACUAGGCCUAUCCAUGAUGCUGUGGAAAAUGACCACCUAGAAAUUGUCCGAUUGCUACUUUCUUAUGGAGCUGAUCCCACACUUGCUACAUACUCAGGUAGAACAAUUGGGAAAAUGACCCACAGUGAACUUAUGGAAACGUUUCUAAAAGAGUAUUUCGCUGACCUGCAAGGUCGAGGUUUCAAUGACCCUGGUUUGUACUGGGACUUUUAUGGCAGCUCUGUGUGUGAACCAAAAGGUGAGUCGGGUUUUGACAUCUUAUCCAGUCCACCUGGUCCGAGUGAUGAGGAUGAAGAUGGCUUUAGUGAUAUCUUUGAGUUUGAAUUCUCAGAUGUACCUCUGUUGCCAUGUUACAACAUCCAAGUGUCUCUUUCUCAGGGGCCACGAAACUGGUUAUUGCUUUCUGAUGUAGCAAAGAGGCUGAAAAUGUCACCCCGGAUAUUUCGCUGCAGUUUCCCAAAUGUAGAAGUUGUCAGCAUCACGGAAGCAGAAUUUUUCAGACAGGUUUCAGAGAGUCAGCUGUUCUCUUGCCAAAAGGAUCUAGAAGCUUUUAAUCCAGAAAGCAAGGAACUGUUGGACUUGGUAGAAUAUGCAAGUGAGCUACAGUCGUUGGGAGCCUCAAUAGAAUUCUUGCGUCCGGAUGAGGAUGCUGAUAUCCACUGGUGAACCUUCAGCCACCUAAUGUACAGUUCUUUGUAAAGUUCUUUCUUUAUGUAUAUGUGUUUAAUGCAGCUGUUUCUGUAAAGAAAAGACAUUGUUAAAUACGAUCUUUCCUUUAUAUACAUAUAUAUAUAUAUUUUAUAUAUAUAUGUAUAUAUAUAAAAUUCCAGAUGGGUGGAUUUUUGGAAGAAUUUUUUUUUAGAAACCUCACUCAGUUUUUACAAAAUGAUAUCUAAUAUUUCUUUUAAAUGCACACAAACUUUGGUAUAAAUUUGUUUUUACUUGGAACUUUUUUUUAAAUAAAGAAAAUAGCUUUGCUUCAUACAAAGCAUUGGUUACAUAGAAGAUACCUGUUAUAGGUGAUGUGAUCAGAGUCAUAUAGUUGGCUUGGGAGACUGUGAGGUAAGGCACUUCAUGAUAUUUUUGUUUUUGUUUACAAAAUUGCCUGCUUUGGCCAGGUAAACACUAUUGAAUAUAAUUCAAUAGACUGUAAUAUAAAUUAAAACCAUAUCCAUGUGCAUUGACUAAUUGUGUGAACUUUUAUAUCUUAAUUUAAAAGAUGUGAAAUUUAGUUUUCACAAGGCAAACUGGAUUGUUUAUAUAUGUAUAUAUAUGUUUAAACAUUUGAUGCUCUUUAUUUAAAAAAAAGACUUUGAACUAUUUUUUCUGUACCUUGUAAAAUAUUGAAAACUAACCUAUGUUGAACUUGCGUAAAACUAUACAGAAGCUAAAUCUUUUUUUCUGAAUUGUGUGUUUAUGUUUGAGAUCUGUGUUUUAACUUUGUAAGUAAAUUCUUCUGCCUUUGUAUUUAUAUUUUACAAAAAAAAUCUUAAAGGCAAUAAAA
Pogona vitticeps (central bearded dragon) is the source of this 6547-nucleotide messenger RNA. NCBI's taxonomy places the organism in Eukaryota, Metazoa, Chordata, Lepidosauria, Squamata, Agamidae. The record is from RefSeq and is a predicted model, not a curated record.